AUGACGAGUCUCAAAUCGCACUUCACCGUUCCAAAGCUCAUCUUCUACUUCCUCUUCUGGGGUCUCCACUGGGGACUAUUUGCUUAUGGAUGGGUUAAACAAGCACAGGAUUCUCGACUUGAUCCACUUAAUACACUCCAAUACUCGGUCUGGCUGUCCCGAGGCGCAGGACUUGCGUUGUCUGUCGACGGAUUGCUCAUCCUGUUGCCGAUGUGCAGGAAUAUAUUGCGAUGGGUCAGGCCCAAAGUCAAGUUCCUACCACUGGACGAAUCUCAAUGGUUCCACAGGCAGGUCGCAUACGCUAUGCUUGUCUUCACAAUCAUCCACGUCUCAGCUCACUAUGUCAACUUUUUUAACGUGGAAAGAACCCAGCUACGGCCGGUCACCGCUGUACAGGUGCAUUAUGCUCAGCCAGGUGGUGUGACAGGACACAUCAUGCUUCUGUGCAUGUUACUGAUGUAUACAACCGCCCAUGCGAAGAUACGGCAGCAAUCAUUUGAGACUUUUUGGUAUACGCACCAUCUCUUUAUCCCGUUCUUUCUGGGUCUCUAUACCCAUGCGGUAGGAUGUUUUGUACGAGAUUCCGUGCCAGCAUAUUCGCCGUUCGCUGGUAAGGAUUUCUGGGACCACUGCAUAGGAUACCAAGGUUGGAGGUGGGAGAUGGUGGGAGGCGGACUUUAUUUGAUCGAACGGCUCUACCGCGAGAUUCGAGCUCGAAGGGAGACUGAGAUCACCAAGGUCGUUCGCCAUCCCUAUGAUGCUAUGGAAAUUCAGUUUCGCAAACCCUCGAUGAAAUACAAGGCUGGUCAGUGGCUUUUCUUGCAAGUCCCGACGGUAUCCGGCUAUCAGUGGCAUCCGUUCACCAUCACGUCCUGCCCAUUCGAUCCAUAUAUCUCAGUGCAUGUUCGACAAGUUGGAGACUUCACUCGUGCACUUGGAGAUGCUUUGGGGUGCGGACCAUCGCAAGCUAAGGAGUAUGACGGUCUUGAUCCCAACGGCAUGUAUGAAAUCGCCCUCUCGAACGGUCAAAAAAUGCCAAGUCUUCGGAUUGAUGGUCCCUACGGAGCACCGGCAGAGGACGUGUUCGACAAUGAAAUUGCUGUCUUGAUAGGCACAGGUAUUGGUGUGACGCCGUGGGCCUCAAUUUUGAAGAAUAUUUGGCAUCUCAGAGGAGGCCCAAAUCCACCCCAGCGACUUCGACGGGUGGAGUUCAUCUGGGUCUGCAAGGACACCACGUCUUUUGAAUGGUUUCAAACACUCUUGUCCUCUCUCGAGGCUCAAUCGGCAUCGGCUGCGGAUACGGCAGGAGGGCCAGAGUUUCUGCGGAUCCACACCUACCUCACUCAACGACUAGACAGUGAUACCGCGACAAAUAUCUACUUAAACUCAGUCGGCACAGAUGUGGACCCGUUGACUGAAUUGAAGACCCGAACGAACUUCGGUCGCCCUGAUUUCACCCGACUAUUCGGCGCCAUGCGUGACGGGCUCCUUGAUCAGACAUAUUUGUCAGGCCUUGAGGGAUCACUGCGUACCGAUAUCGGUGUCUACUUCUGCGGUCCAUCUGCCGCGGCUAGGGAAAUCAAGAGUGCAGCGAAAGCAUGUUCGAAGGAGUCGGUAAGGUUCAGGUUCUGGAAGGAGCAUUUCUAG
Molecule: messenger RNA, 1647 nt
Organism: Endocarpon pusillum Z07020
Lineage: Eukaryota; Fungi; Ascomycota; Eurotiomycetes; Verrucariales; Verrucariaceae
Exons: 2
Coding region: 1-1647 (548 amino acids)
Biological process (GO): superoxide anion generation; defense response
Cellular component (GO): plasma membrane; NADPH oxidase complex
Molecular function (GO): superoxide-generating NAD(P)H oxidase activity
Source: RefSeq, a predicted model, not a curated record